Messenger RNA from Ilyonectria robusta, 477 nucleotides. RefSeq lists its product as uncharacterized. The transcript has 2 exons. Lineage: Eukaryota; Fungi; Ascomycota; Sordariomycetes; Hypocreales; Nectriaceae. Bases 1 to 477 code for a protein of 158 amino acids. The record is from RefSeq and is a predicted model, not a curated record.
AUGUCGUUGCAUCGGGUUGAAUUGGGUAAAAGGACGCUUACGUUGAAGGGCCAUAGUCAAGAACAAUUUUCUGGAGAAAGAGAAAAUCAAGUCGGAGCUAUUUAUAAUCACCUGGCAUCUUCUGGUCUUCCCUCUGACACCUGGUUCUUUAUAACUUCCAUAUUCGUCGGCAUGGACCCAGAAUUUCGGCCACCUUCAAGUCUUUAUUCUGACGAACCUUUCGAGUUAGAGGAGCUCCUUCCUUCCUUACCCAUGCCAACUACACUUGACGAGGAGCUCAGUGUGCGGACCCUGUGUGAAGAUAUCAAAAAUCUAGAGGCGGAACUUGAUAGGCUGCAACGCAAUUGGUUGCUGAUCUAUCAAACUUUGGAAAUAUCGGAAGAGGUCGCGAACCAAAUUGAAUUCAUCUGCAAAAAUGCGAAAGAUCGUAUGACCAUGGAGCGUAAUAAAUGGCUGGCAAACUGCACAGCCUUCUGA